This is a messenger RNA of Frieseomelitta varia, 1718 nucleotides long. RefSeq names its product serine/threonine-protein kinase rio2 (gene RIOK2). Gene Ontology annotation, biological process: protein phosphorylation; maturation of SSU-rRNA. The transcript is spliced from 5 exons. The coding region runs from base 88 to 1611 and encodes 507 amino acids. Gene Ontology annotation, cellular component: preribosome, small subunit precursor; nucleus; cytosol. Gene Ontology annotation, molecular function: ATP binding; protein serine/threonine kinase activity. Lineage: Eukaryota; Metazoa; Arthropoda; Insecta; Hymenoptera; Apidae. The record is from RefSeq and is a predicted model, not a curated record.
GUGAAGUUAGUUUUGUGCUGACCUGCAGUGGUGUCGGAAGUGAAGGAAUCGGAGAAGCGUCGGACUAUCAUAGUGAAAUAAUCUAAAAUGGGGAAAUUAAACGUGACGAUUUUACGAUAUUUAACGGGAGAGGACUUUCGUGUUUUAACAGCGAUUGAAAUGGGAAUGAAGAACCAUGAACUUGUCCCUGCGUCGCUGGCUGCUCAAAUAGCAAAUUUGCGUUACGGUGGUGUGCAAAAGUUGUUGAAAGAACUAUGCAGGCAUAGGCUUCUCAGUUAUGAACGUGGAAAAAAUUAUGAUGGUUAUCGUUUGACAAAUACAGGCUACGAUUAUUUGGCUUUAAAAGUUUUGGCACGAAGAGGUACUGUCACUUCUUUUGGCAAUCAAAUUGGAGUAGGAAAAGAAUCUAACAUUUACAUAGUUGCUAAUGAUGAGGGAGAGUCAAUAUGCCUGAAACUACAUAGAUUGGGAAGGACUUGUUUUAGAAAUAUCAAAAGUAAAAGAGAUUAUCAUCAACAUAGAAAAUCGGCAUCGUGGUUGUAUCUAUCAAGAAUAGCGGCUACAAGAGAAUAUGCAUACAUGAAAGCACUUUACGAUAGAGGAUUUCCAGUACCUAAACCAAUUGAUUUCAAUAGACAUUGCGUUGUUAUGGAGCUGGUUGAAGGUGGACCUCUAUGUGGUGUAUACAAAGUGGGUAAUGUUGGACUGUUGUACGACGAAUUAAUGAAUUUGAUUGUAAAACUGGGAAAUCAUGGAGUUAUUCACAGUGAUUUCAACGAGUUCAACAUCAUGAUAACAAAUAGCGGGAAACCUAUUCUUAUUGAUUUUCCGCAGAUGAUUUCCACCGAGCAUGUGGAGGCUGCAGCUUAUUUCGAAAGAGAUGUAAAGUGUGUUCGUGACUUUUUUAAAAGACGGUUCGGUUAUGAAAGCGAAUUAUACCCAACAUUUCAUGAUAUUUCGAGAGAAGAUUAUAUUGAUGUUGAAACUAAGGCCAGCGGUAUUACAAAACAAAUUAAGGAUUUUUUGAAGGAAAUGGACAUGGUCGAAGUUGAAGAUGAAGAAACUGAGGAUGAGUGCAGUGAGAAUGCGAAUGAAGAAGAUAGAAGUACGGAUGAGAAUGAAAUUAAUGUGCAACUUCAAGUUGAAAACUCUGUAAGAAGUGAAUUUAUGUGUACAUCAAAGGAAACACUUGUGAACGCAAAAGUAAAUGAAAAGAAAGACUCAAUUGUCUCAUCUUUAGAAGAUUAUGUUAUAGAAGAAGGUGUCAAGAAUAUCGAUAUAAGUAAGUCAGUGGAAAGUGUAACGCGUACAAAGCCGUAUGAUUUAAAUGAAAAACAGAAUGAAGAAAUGACUAAUUCGGUUUUUGAUGAUAUGGAAACAUCCGACGUAGAAAAAUCUAGUGACUCAGGAAGUAUGUACAGUAGUAUGACAAAUGCAACAAUCUCUCCCGAACUCAUUAAGAAAAAGGUGAAACUAGCUUUACAGAAACGCGGAAAAAAAGAAGAGUCUAAGAGAAUACUCGUGAAAGGAGAGGCAAACGCGGUAACUAGAACUAGGAGGGAGAAUAAGGAUACAAUUAAACAGUCGACAGGGAUAUGGGGUUGGGAAUAAAACUGACAAAACAUUUUUGCUAUUUAUUGUAGAUGAUUCAUUAAAAAGAAAAAAAAAGAACAACAAAACUAUCACAUAUUUAUUACAAAUAAAGUUUCAAUUCUUUU